Molecule: messenger RNA, 1150 nt
Organism: Merops nubicus (carmine bee-eater)
Lineage: Eukaryota; Metazoa; Chordata; Aves; Coraciiformes; Meropidae
Gene: SLC36A4
Product: solute carrier family 36 (proton/amino acid symporter), member 4
Exons: 9
Biological process (GO): amino acid transmembrane transport; L-alanine transport
Cellular component (GO): vacuolar membrane
Molecular function (GO): L-proline transmembrane transporter activity; L-alanine transmembrane transporter activity
Source: RefSeq, a predicted model, not a curated record
AUGGAGGAAAUGAAGCCUUUAAUUGAGGAACAAAAUUCAGGUGCCAUCUCAGAGGAAGAGCAUGAAAAUAAUUUCCUGCCAGUUGAGGAGCAUUACCAGUUUCAAAAUGAAGAAGGCAUUACGUUUGUACAAACACUUAUGCAUCUCCUCAAAGGAAACAUUGGAACUGGGCUUCUUGGUCUUCCACUUGCAAUAAAAAAUGCUGGCAUUGCGAUCGGACCAAUCAGCCUUGUGUUCAUAGGAGUUAUAUCUGUUCAUUGUAUGCACAUCUUGGUACGUUGCAGCCAGUAUCUAUGUCAGAGGAUGAGAAAAUCCUCCCUGGGGUACAGCGAUACGGUCAGUUACGCCAUGGAAGUGGGGCCCCUGGCUGCGCUUCAGAAGCGAGCUUCUUGGGGACGGAACAUUGUUGACUUUUUCCUAGUGAUAACACAGCUGGGAUUUUGUAGUGUUUAUGUUGUGUUCUUGGCAGAAAAUGUGAAGCAGGUCCAUGAAGGAUUCUUGGAAAAAUGGGCUUCUACCAUAAAUGUCAGUGCCAGCAGCAGUUCUUCUGAGAAGAGGAGCACUGAUUUACGAAUAUACAUGCUGUGUUUCCUGCCGUUCAUGAUCCUCCUGGUCUUUAUUCGUAACCUUAAGAGCCUGUCCUUGCUUUCAUUGCUUGCCAAUCUGUCUAUGGCUGUCAGCCUGGUGAUCAUCUACCAGUAUAUUGUUAGAGAUAUAGUAGAUCCUCAAAAACUGCCUCCUGUUGUUGGCUGGAAGAAAUACUCACUAUUUUUUGGGACAGCAAUAUUUGCUUUUGAAGGAAUUGGUGUGGUGCUCCCAUUGCAAAACAGAAUGAAGGACACAACACGUUUCCCACAGGCUCUGAACGUUGGCAUGGGAAUAGUCAUGACCUUGUAUAUCUCAUUAGCCACUCUGGGGUAUCUACGCUUCGGGGACGAAAUCAAAGCCAGCAUAACUUUAAACCUGCCACAAGAUAUAUGGUUGUAUCAGUCUGUAAAAAUUCUGUACUCCUUUGGGAUUUUUGUGACCUAUUCGAUUCAGUACUACGUGCCUGCAGAGAUCCUCAUUCCAGCUGUCACCUCCAAAGUGCAGCAGAAGUGGAAGUUACUCUGUGAGCUGAUGGUGAGAACACUGCUAGUCUGCUCAACCU